ACUUAGAUGUCUCAUAGUCUACGCAUUUAGGGGGCGUCGGCCACUUCUGUGAUAACCCUAAAAACGGCAUGGUGUUACACGCGACCAAGGGCUCCGCCUUUGGGAGGAGCGCAAGGGGAUAUUGCAAGGGGAGUAGGCUAUUUAGGCGCAUUCGAAUCUUCAGGUCACCAAAGUUACACCCGCGGAGAAACAGUGCUCUCUUUCUGUCACGAUGUCUACUUAUUACGAGACCAUCAUUUUUUACAACGACAACAGCUCGGAAGAAUCAGGGGAUUAUGAUUUGGGCUAUGAGGAGCCGUGCAACAGAGUCAGUGGUGAAGAUUUUCAACGGAUCUUCUUACCGACAGUUUACGGAAUAAUAUUCCUGUUAGGAAUCGUCGGGAAUGGACUGGUAUUGAUAGUGAUGGGCUACCAGAAAAAGGUCAAAACGAUGACUGAUAAAUACAGGCUGCAUCUCUCGGUGGCUGACCUCCUAUUCGUCCUCACUCUACCUUUCUGGGCGGUGGAUGCGGCCAGCAGUUGGUACUUUGGCGGUUUCCUCUGUACCACUGUGCAUGUGAUUUACACCAUCAACCUGUACAGCAGCGUCCUCAUUCUGGCCUUUAUCAGUGUGGACAGGUACCUGGCAGUGGUGCAUGCCACCAAUAGUCAAACCACCAGGAAGUUUCUUGCAGACAGAGUGAUCUAUGUAGCUGUAUGGCUACCUGCUGUGAUUCUCACUGUGCCUGACAUAGUGUUUGCCACAGCUCAGAAUAGAGUCUCCAGAACCAUCUGUCAACGCAUCUACCCCCAGGAAACUAGCUUCUACUGGAUGGCGGGGUUCCGUUUCCAGCACAUUCUGGUAGGCUUUGUCCUUCCCGGGUUGGUCAUCCUCACCUGCUACUGCAUCAUCAUCGCCAAGCUGUCCCAGGGGUCCAAGGGUCAGGUGUUGAAGAGAAAGGCUCUCAAGACCACUGUCAUCCUUGUCCUGUGCUUCUUCAGCUGCUGGCUGCCUUACUGUGUGGGGAUCUUCGUGGACACCCUGAUGUUGCUCAAUGUGAUCUCCCAUAGCUGUGCCCUGGAGCAGAGUCUGCAGACUUGGAUCUCAAUCACAGAGGCUCUGGCAUACUUUCACUGCUGUCUCAACCCCAUCCUUUAUGCUUUCCUGGGUGUUAAGUUUAAGAAAUCUGCCCGGAAUGCACUGAAUGUCAGCAGUAGAUCAAGUCAUAAGAUACUGACAAAAAAGAGAGGACCCAUUUCAUCUGUGUCUACUGAAUCUGAGUCUUCAAGUGCCCUGUCCAGUUAACAGUCACCAACCAAUGACUUUUAACUUUCAGGUUAAAACCAAGCUAUAUUUUCAGGGACUAACUACAUUUUGUACAGUUUUUAAAGAUUUGUCUAUUUGUAGUUGCCACUUGAGUUUUUGUUCUCGGUAAAUCAAAUUGUUGUAUGUACAUAGAUGAUUUAAAUCUACAGGCAGAGCCUGGUGGCCAUUGACUUGUCAAAUGUAUAUAUUACUCCUGCUACAUUUCCUUGCAGAUCAUUAUAAAGGAUGCAUUGUUCUAGCAAUAUGCUGGGACAUACAAUUCUUCUUCAUACCUGCUAUAGGAUACUAUCUGUUUUCUUUUAAAGAUCUGUACAUAGUUGUUUGCCUUUGUGUUCGCACUUAAGUUGUGCGAUAAGAAGUUAUUAUUUAUUGCUGUCGCUCAUGCUGAACGUUUUUUAAUAUUUUUUUUUGUAUUUUGUUAUUAAGUGUUUGUAUCAUUUCAAAGUCAUUGCAUUUUUGUUCAAGUAUUCUGAAAUAAAAAUUUGAGAAAGGA
This is a messenger RNA of Salvelinus fontinalis (brook trout), 1799 nucleotides long. Its product is annotated as C-X-C chemokine receptor type 4-like. Gene Ontology annotation, biological process: G protein-coupled receptor signaling pathway; brain development; immune response. Gene Ontology annotation, cellular component: membrane. The record is from RefSeq and is a predicted model, not a curated record. The transcript is spliced from 2 exons. Gene Ontology annotation, molecular function: chemokine receptor activity. Bases 212 to 1285 code for a protein of 357 amino acids. NCBI's taxonomy places the organism in Eukaryota, Metazoa, Chordata, Actinopteri, Salmoniformes, Salmonidae.